Molecule: messenger RNA, 1248 nt
Organism: Diabrotica balteata
Lineage: Eukaryota; Metazoa; Arthropoda; Insecta; Coleoptera; Chrysomelidae
Source: the annotation of a GenBank genome assembly
AUGGAGCCAAAUGUAAAUAUUAUGGAACGACAAGGAAGUUGCCUGCUUCUACGAUCUGCUAGUCAAAAUUCCUUGGAUGAAAGUUCUCAAAAACAUAUCUCCCAAAUUCAUCCUCAUACAAAGGAAAGGCCACCCUACAGGAACCACCUGCACACUCAAAAGGCUUUCGAUGUUAUGAAUGUUAUGAGGAAGCAAAAGUUGCUAUGCGAUGUAGUUUUAGUAGCAGGUGAUGCAGAGAUAGCAGCACACAAAAUGGUACUGGCUGCCUGCUCUUCUUACUUCUAUGCAAUGUUUUCUAGUUUUGAAGAAAGCCGACAAGAUAGAAUAGUUUUACAAGAAGUUGAUCAACAAGCACUAAUGCUGUUAAUAGAAUACAUUUAUACUUCUGAAGUUAGUGUUACAGAGGACAAUGUUCAAGUAUUAUUACCAGCAGCUAAUUUGUUGCAACUAACAGAUGUUAGAGAUGCCUGUUGUGAUUUUUUACAAGCUCAGCUACAUCCUACUAAUUGUUUAGGCAUUAGAGCAUUUGCGGAUUUGCAUGGGUGUUUAGAGUUACUCUCCCAUGCUGAAUCUUAUAUUGAACUUCAUUUCUCAGAGGUUGUAGAGUGUGAAGAAUUUUUAACACUCUCGCAUCUUCAAGUAUCCAAACUAAUAAGUAGUGAUAGACUGACAGUACCUUCUGAAGAAAAAGUUUUCGAAUGUGUAGUAGCUUGGGUACAAAACGAUUUAGACAAUAGAAGAAAGCAUCUUUCAUCACUUAUGGAAUAUGUAAGGUUACCGCUUAUGUCUCAAGAAUACUUAGUUCAGAGAGUAGAAGAGGAACCAUUGCUAAAAACAGAUCUGCAGUGUCUACCGAAGGUCCUGUUAGUAGUCGGCGGCCAAGCUCCCAAAGCAAUCCGCAGCGUCGAGAGUUACGACUUCAAAGAGGAAAGAUGGUACCAAGUAGCUGAGAUGCCCACUCGUCGAUGUAGAGCUGGUUUAGCUGUUUUAGGCGGCAAAGUAUACGCUGUCGGUGGUUUCAACGGUUCUCUUAGGGUGAAAACAGUGGACGUAUAUGAUCCUGCGCUGGACGUAUGGACAAGUUGCGAGAGCAUGGAAGCUAGAAGAUCUACCCUUGGUGUGUCUGUACUCAAUAACUGCAUCUAUGCUGUGGGAGGAUUUGACGGUUCUACAGGGUUAAAUAGCGCCGAAAUGUUUGAUCCACAAACAGGUAUAUCUUUAUUAAAAAUCAUAAUUGUAAUUGCUUGA